Molecule: messenger RNA, 3244 nt
Organism: Drosophila kikkawai
Lineage: Eukaryota; Metazoa; Arthropoda; Insecta; Diptera; Drosophilidae
Gene: Gad1
Product: glutamate decarboxylase
Biological process (GO): GABA biosynthetic process
Cellular component (GO): cytoplasm
Molecular function (GO): pyridoxal phosphate binding; glutamate decarboxylase activity
Source: RefSeq, a predicted model, not a curated record
GAGUGUAGGCUGCUCUCAGUUCCCUAAUUUUUCCAGUCAGUAAAAACCUGAAAAAAAACACAUAAAUCUUGAAAAGAACAUAAAUAUUCAGUAAUAUUCAGAUAUCCUUUAAGUUAAAUCAAUUAAAAUCCAGUGAGUUGUAGGCUCCGUCCGCGCGAGUGUUGAAAUAUUAAUCGAGAAGUGCUUUGUUUUGCUUGAAAGGAACUCUUUAUUUUUCUGAGACAAGCGUCGGUGCCUGGUCGCCCACGAACACACAGUCAAAGUGAAUUAUCUCAAGCAGUACAUCGACGAUAUCCGCCGGAUAAUCGAGGAGAAAAUGUCGCUCAAUCCGAACGGGUAUAAGCUGUCCGAGAGGACGGGCAAGCUGACGGCAUAUGAUCUCAUGCCUACCACAGUGACCGCUGGUCCGGAGACGCGGGAAUUCUUGCUGAAGGUCAUCGAUGUCCUGCUGGAUUUCGUGAAGGCCACAAAUGACCGAAAUGAGAAGGUAUUGGACUUUCAUCAUCCCGAGGACAUGAAGCGACUUCUGGAUUUGGAUGUCCCAGAUCGAGCUUUGCCUUUGCAGCAGCUAAUCGAGGAUUGUGCCACCACACUGAAGUAUCAAGUGAAGACGGGACAUCCUCACUUCUUCAACCAGCUGUCCAAUGGCUUGGACCUGAUCUCUAUGGCCGGCGAGUGGCUAACGGCCACGGCCAAUACCAACAUGUUCACCUACGAGAUCGCUCCCGUGUUCAUCCUCAUGGAGAAUGUGGUGCUGACGAAGAUGCGUGAGAUUAUCGGCUGGUCGGGUGGCGACUCCAUCCUGGCCCCUGGUGGCUCCAUCUCUAACCUGUACGCCUUUCUGGCUGCUCGUCACAAGAUGUUCCCCAACUACAAGGAGCACGGCUCUGUGGGUCUGCCUGGCACCUUGGUAAUGUUCACGUCGGAUCAGUGCCAUUAUUCGAUCAAGUCCUGUGCUGCUGUGUGCGGUCUGGGUACUGAUCACUGCAUCGUGGUGCCCUCCGAUGAGCACGGCAAAAUGAUCACUUCGGAGCUGGAGCGUCUGAUUCUGGAGCGCAAGGCCAAGGGUGAUAUUCCCUUCUUUGUGAAUGCCACUGCCGGCACCACUGUCCUGGGAGCCUUUGAUGAUAUCAACACGAUUGCCGAUAUCUGUCAGAAGUACAACUGCUGGAUGCACAUCGAUGCUGCCUGGGGCGGUGGCUUGAUGAUGUCGCGUAAGCAUCGUCAUCCCAGAUUUACUGGUGUUGAGCGUGCCGACUCGGUCACCUGGAAUCCCCACAAGCUCAUGGGAGCUCUGCUGCAGUGCUCGACGAUUCACUUCAAGGAGGAUGGCCUUCUCAUCAGCUGCAACCAGAUGUCGGCGGAGUACCUGUUCAUGACCGACAAGCAGUACGACAUCAGCUACGAUACUGGAGACAAGGUCAUCCAGUGCGGUCGGCACAAUGACAUCUUCAAGCUGUGGCUGCAGUGGCGCGCCAAGGGCACCGAGGGUUUCGAGCAGCAGCAGGAUCGCCUCAUGGAGCUGGUUCAGUACCAGCUGAAGCGUAUCCGGGAGCAGUCCGAUCGCUUCCACCUGAUUCUAGAGCCAGAGUGCGUCAAUGUCUCGUUCUGGUACGUGCCCAAGAGGCUCCGGGGAGUGCCACAUGAUGCCAAGAAGGAGGUGGAGCUGGGCAAGAUCUGCCCCAUCAUCAAGGGCCGAAUGAUGCAGAAGGGCACACUGAUGGUUGGCUAUCAGCCGGACGAUCGGCGACCCAACUUCUUCCGCUCGAUCAUCUCGUCGGCAGCGGUCAACGAGGCGGAUGUGGACUUUAUGCUGGACGAGAUCCACCGCCUGGGCGACGACUUGUAAGGGGUUUCAGUCCGGUCCGGUUGGGUUUGGAUUAUAUGGGUGUUGAUAUUGGUAAUGGUAGUUCGCAUACAACCAAGAAAUAUCUAUAAGGUAAAAGCAUAUCAGGAGACCGCAAUGAAAAACCCCAGAGAUUCGAGAAUCGUUAUUCGAGUGCAGGGGAUAGAGAUCCCAGAGUAAUCAUCCAGAGUUCAAUGUUGAAUGUACAUUUGUUUGUAUCUAUAAAGUGUUGCUAGCUGUUCCUUUUUCGAUUCCUCAUCCCGUUAUCUGUAAUUCGUUAUCCGUUGACCGUUAUUCGUUGGCCUCAGGUGUUGGAAAACUAUGUAUAAUCGAGUCGUUUGAUUUCCGUUCGAUGGCAACUAUAUCUAAAUCGAUUAAAAUGAAUAAAAUGAAGCAUAUGAAGGAAGAAAGUGAAGCAUCUAAAGGUAAUAUUUGAAUAUCUAUAUGUAUACUGCAAAUAAUAAUAGAAACCAGAGCAUAGAAGCCACCGCUCCACACACGCACCACCAAACAACACGGAACAGUCCCAGCCCCACACUCAAAAAACACAACAAAUACUGAGAACUGAUAACUCAGAACUAUGGAAUAUAUACGAUAUAGAAACUGUUGGAACGCUAUCUUAACAUAUCAGGAGAAGAUGAAGAAUGAGUUGAGGACUUUUAGUUUAAUCCGUUGAUUUUACUUUGUUUGCAAAUAGUAAAAGUUUUCAAAAAUAGACAAAGCUCUAUGGCCAUGCGUACCUUUAUAAACAAAAAAAAAAAAAAAAAAAAACGAGAUCGAAAGAGACCGAGACCUGUGCUUGUUAAUUGUAUAGACAAAACCAAAGAAGGGGAUCUGGACUCCAGGUCCCACUUAGUCCAUGUAUCGAACUGUGCUAUAUAUAGAGAAAUGAAUACGUAUAAUCGAAUUAGUUGGAGUUUAGUUAUCAGCUAUUGGCUGGCAGAACAGAAAUAUAUAUAAACUAUAAAUAUAUAUGUGCCCGGUGUCAAUUAAACUCAAUUACGAAUGUUGGAAGGUUCUGUUGUUUUCUGUUUUCAGUUAAGUUUUCAAUCUGUUAUUGGUCCAGAAAGGUUUUUCGGGAAGGGUCAGGAAUGGAAAGAUCCCAAUCAGAGAACACAAUCAGACAUGUUACACACACAAAUCGUUUGUCAAUUCAACCAAAUUACAAAUAUAUUCCCAAAAGAAUUAAAUUAAACAUAUAUUGUAUUAAAACAAGUGUUAACUAAGUUUAUCCAGAGCAUCAGUGUUAUAUGAAUCACGCUCAUUUUAUGUCUGUAUAAAUUAAUGUAUAUGUAUUUGCAGAGAUCCAAAUCAAAGCCAGAACAAGAAUUAUUCCAACAUCUAUAUAAAUGCAAAUGAAUAUAUUAUAUAUAUAUAAAUAUAUGGGUAAAUUAAAAU